GGCGGGGCCUGGUGGGGCCCGGCUGGUGUACGUGUGUGGGAGUGAGGUGGUGGGGGGGUCCCGGAACUCCCCUGGCCACUCUCGCUUUCCGUACUUCCGAAGGACACCGCGGGUGUGUACAGAGCAGAGAUCAGGAGGCUGAGGACGCGGAGCCGGAAAGAUGAGCGUGGGCUUCAUCGGCGCUGGCCAGCUGGCCUGUGCUCUAGCUCGGGGCUUCACCGCGGCAGGCAUCCUGUCGGCUCACAAGAUAAUUGCCAGCUCCCCGGAAAUGGACUUGCCCACGGUGUCGGCGCUCAGGAAACUGGGUGUGAACCUGACUCGGAGCAACAAGGAGACAGUGAGGAACAGUGACGUCCUGUUCCUGGCUGUGAAGCCGCACAUCAUUCCCUUCAUCCUGGACGAGAUUGGGGCUGACGUCCAGGCCAGGCACAUCGUGGUCUCCUGUGCAGCUGGUGUCACCAUCAGCUCUGUGGAGAAGAAACUGAAGGUGUUCCAGCCGGCGCCCAAGGUGAUUCGCUGCAUGACCAACACACCCGUGCUGGUGCGGGAAGGUGCCACAGUGUAUGCCACGGGCACACACGCCCUGGUGGAGGACGGGCAGCUUCUGGAGCAGCUCAUGAGCAGUGUGGGCUUCUGCACAGAGGUGGAAGAGGACUUGAUUGAUGCCGUCACAGGGCUUAGCGGCAGCGGACCUGCUUACGCAUUCAUGGCCCUGGAUGCACUGGCUGAUGGUGGAGUGAAGAUGGGCCUACCAAGGCGUCUGGCAGUCCGACUGGGGGCCCAGGCCUUACUGGGGGCCGCCAAGAUGCUGCUGGACUCGGAGCAGCACCCAGGCCAACUCAAGGACAACGUCUGCUCCCCAGGCGGUGCCACCAUCCAUGCCCUGCACUUCCUGGAGAGUGGGGGCUUCCGUUCCCUGCUCAUCAACGCUGUGGAGGCCUCCUGCAUCCGGACACGAGAGCUACAGUCUAUGGCUGACCAAGAAAAGAUUUCCCCUGCGGCACUCAAGAAGACACUCCUGGACAGAGUGAAGCUAGAAUCACCCUUGGUGUCCACAUUGACCCCCUCCAGCCCAGGGGUUCUCCUCACCAGAAGCCCGGCUCCAGGAGUCAAGAAGGACUAAGUACCUCUGCCCUCCUCGACACAUACAGAGCCCUCCCCUAAGAGCAGGCACAAGAGGUCUGCACUUCCUUAUAACUCUUUAAAUCUCUUCAGACCAAGCAGUAUCAGUUUCCCUGCUGAAGGGAUGUUGAUGCUGGAAGCCAGAUAUUGCCCAUAUCCCUCUGUUGAAGGAGAGGCAGGUAGGCUGAGGGAGGUCCUUCAACAAGGAUUCCUACUGGAGCCCAAGCCAAGGAGGUGAGAGCCUCGGUACAUGGCAAGAGCUUUCUUUCCUUUAUUGAACAAGUGGGAAAGAAGUGAACAACUUAGAAUGCUACAGCUAAUCAGAUGUGCAUAGAAUGAAAUUGUACUUGGACUUAACUCUUGUUUCAUAGAUGUACUUUUUAAAAUUUUAUUGAAGAAAUGUUGACAUUUUCACAUCUCCCCCAAGAUCGGUGUGAGCACACCUCACCCACCACCAAAUAAAUUGUCUUCCUCCACCACCAUAGGAAA
This is a messenger RNA of Erinaceus europaeus (western European hedgehog), 1611 nucleotides long. RefSeq names its product pyrroline-5-carboxylate reductase 2 (gene PYCR2). The record is from RefSeq and is a predicted model, not a curated record. Gene Ontology annotation, biological process: L-proline biosynthetic process. The transcript is spliced from 7 exons. Bases 161 to 1123 code for a protein of 320 amino acids. Gene Ontology annotation, molecular function: pyrroline-5-carboxylate reductase activity. NCBI's taxonomy places the organism in Eukaryota, Metazoa, Chordata, Mammalia, Eulipotyphla, Erinaceidae.